AUGGCGGAUCGUCAAAACCCGGAACAGGGAUUUCGCCCAAACGAUACCUUCCCAGUCUCACAACGUACUCCUCAUUCUACUCUUGGUUUACAUGCAAACCGUCCUGCUACUGGACUACUAGCUAGUCGUCGCGGGCCUUUAGUUUCGCGUCAGGAUCGUAUUAUUCAGUCAACAGACAUUGACGCGUUGUCGUCCAAAUACUCAGCAUUUCUUAAAGGAUACCUCCAAGACCCUUAUCUCGAAGCAAUUGUCAAUGGCCAGAAGCAUCUCAGUAGGCCCCGUGACCAUGUGGCAUCAUCUUUUGUUGCAAAGUUCCCCAUAAUCAACAUUGGAAGCUACAUUCGCAAUUAUGCACUCAACUUGAUUGUUGAUGAUAUGCUGGCUGCGGUUUUGCCUAAAAGUCCCAAAUGCCAAAUAAUUUCACUAGGAGCCGGCUCCGAUACCCGCGCCUUUAAUCUGUUUGCCCAGCACGGUACUGACGAUAUCAUUUACCACGAAAUCGACUUUUCUAUUACCACAGCAAAAAAAGUUGCCACUGUGAUGAUCACCCCAAAUUUACAAAAAAUAAUUUGGCCAUCGCUUGCUCAAAAUGAAAUCCCCACCUUAUCAUCAAGCGGCAUCGAGCCCAACGACGAAAUACAUACCCCCCAUUAUCAUCUUCAUGCAAGAGACUUACGUGACAUUACUUCAUCAAGCGAUUUGCUUCAGGGAAUGGAUCCUACAUUGCCUACUUUAGUUAUUUCGGAAUGCUGUUUGUGUUACCUUCAACCAGAUAAAACUGAUCAUGUUCUCGACUGGCUUUCAUCUCAUUUUACCUCCGGCCUUGGCAUCGCAGUCUACGAGCCAAUUGGGGGAAAUGAUUCCUUUGGUAAGGUUAUGAUUGAAAACCUUGCUUCUCGCGGAAUUUCCUUGCCCUCUUUGAAAAAAUUCCCCACACUUGAAUCUCAAGUACAAAGGCUAGUUGAUCGCAAGUUUACCCUUAAUGAUGGGCUGGCGGCUGCAAAUGACAUUUGGUCUAUUUACGAGGACUGGAUUCCGGAAACGGAAAAAAUUCGCAUUUCUAAACUUGAAGUUCUCGACGAGCUUGAGGAAUUACGAAUCUUGUUUCAACACUACUGUAUCAGCUGGGCUGUCACUGAUGGAACGAGUGAUUCCGCUUGGGUUAAGGCUUUUUCAAAGUUUUCCUAUAGGGCAAGAAAUUAA
This is a messenger RNA of Magnusiomyces paraingens, 1203 nucleotides long. RefSeq lists its product as uncharacterized. Gene Ontology annotation, molecular function: protein C-terminal leucine carboxyl O-methyltransferase activity. Lineage: Eukaryota; Fungi; Ascomycota; Dipodascomycetes; Dipodascales; Dipodascaceae. The coding region runs from base 1 to 1203 and encodes 400 amino acids. Gene Ontology annotation, biological process: C-terminal protein methylation. The transcript is spliced from 2 exons. The record is from RefSeq and is a predicted model, not a curated record.